AUGACACAGGCAGAGGAAGUAGAAUAUGAACUGCUUCCUUCGGAACACGACGCUCAAAAGCCAUGGGAGUCACAAGAACGAGCGGUGUUUCCGGCACGGUUGGAAACCCACUGCCUAGUUGGGAUGCUCCUUAUUUCUGUAUUGAUCAACGUGGUCCUAGUGCUUGGUUGGACGUCAAGUCGAGAUGAAUUGUUUGCGUCUAAGCAACCUGUCUGGGCCAACUCCAGAUACCAACGGGAAGAAGUGAAACUUGGAUUCACAGUAGAAAACGCAAUGUGGUGGAAUACCAACUACAGCGGGCCAAACGAGAGCGAAGUCGGUGAUCUUUGGCAUAAUGAGAUCCCAUGGGAAAGUGGGAUCAUCGCAAUCGACAAACAACAGGCCAAUGUGUUGGGAUUGCCUGAGUCGCAGUCUUUCCCAUGGGACGUGACGAAAGGGAUCUAUAUCCUGAAUGCGCAUCAUAUCCUCCAUUGCAUUCGCAAUCUAUACAUUUCCAUUGAGGAAUACCGUUACAACCGCCCUCAGAGUGUGACUUACCCCCAUAUCUUGCACUGUCUGGACAGCAUCCGGGUGGAGACCAUGUGCGCGGCCGAUGAUACCCUACGAUAUAUUCCUUUGAACAAUGUGUCUGGAUACAAGCCUGGGGAUGGACAGAAGCGCAAGUGCCGCGACUGGCAUCAAAUGCAGUCCUUCGUGGACAAGCAUGACCCAUGCUAUCGGUAUGUUUUUCCGGGCGAUGAUACAGUGUCUAAUUUGGAAAGAUUUAAAUACUGUCCUAAUAAUUCGUCUUACCUACCCAAGAUUCGAGAGUACUUUGGGUAUGGGGAUGACUGGCUACCAUUUCCAUAG
Molecule: messenger RNA, 849 nt
Organism: Aspergillus pseudotamarii
Lineage: Eukaryota; Fungi; Ascomycota; Eurotiomycetes; Eurotiales; Aspergillaceae
Exons: 2
Coding region: 1-849 (282 amino acids)
Biological process (GO): mycotoxin biosynthetic process
Source: RefSeq, a predicted model, not a curated record